AUGAGAGGAGACAAGGUUCAUUACUUUAGUGCUAUGUCCUCGCAGUAUUCUCUGACCGAGUGUGGCCUCCCCAGUGCCGUCCCCCUGCGGGAAGUGGGGAAACCCAGCAGAUCACCAGGGACGCGCCUGACUCGCGAAGGGACGACCGCCGGGCCCGCUCGGGAGCCCGCCCCGCAGCUCCGCGCGCCCCGCCUCGGUGCGCGGCCGCCGGCUGGGUCACAAAGGGCCCCUCGCGUGCGGCCAAACCACAUCCCGCCUCCCAGCCGCUCGCCCCCCAGCGGGCCCGGGCGGGGCUGGGUCCCCGGCGCACGCACAGACCAACCCAGGCGGCCCCCGGGCCAGCGAGGACCGAGCAAAACAACCGGCCCUGGCUCCCAGAGCGUGUCCAGGCCGGAGGACGAGCCCCGGGACAAGGGCUGCGGCCAACGCACGCCUCCCCCGGCUGGGGCUUCUGCAGCCCCCGCGGCCCACGCUGGGACCCGAAGUUGGGCGGGGGGGCUCGGUAUGGGAAGGGGCUGCGCUCGCGUUGGCGAAAGAACGAGAAAGGGAAGAAUCUCCAAGAACAAAACCGGUCCUCGCCCGGGCGCGCGGAAGAGGGAGGCGGCAGCGCCCAGGCGGGUCACGAGCCGGUCCAGCCAAGUUUGCUCCGCGACAGAUAAACUUUCCGAUCCCAGUUUUUCCUGGUUGCAGCCUGGGUUCCCGGUAACAGGAUGGAGACGAGAGAUCCAGACUUCUGAACUUCUACCAGAGGAGAUAAAAUGUGCAAGCCCUGCAGAAUGCUGGGGAGGUUGGACUGAACUGGAGUGAGAGAGAAGAGAGAUGCUGGCUUGAAGGGGUACGUAACAAUGAGAUUGUAAAACCCAGUGUGCACCAACCCCAGGGUUUUUAAUUUCAUUUCCAAGC
This is a messenger RNA of Lemur catta (Ring-tailed lemur), 903 nucleotides long. Its product is annotated as translation initiation factor IF-2-like. The record is from RefSeq and is a predicted model, not a curated record. Bases 1 to 807 code for a protein of 268 amino acids. The transcript has 3 exons. NCBI's taxonomy places the organism in Eukaryota, Metazoa, Chordata, Mammalia, Primates, Lemuridae.